GUCUAGUCUCCAUUGGUGGAAACGAAAGAGACCUGACCCCUCCCUCUCUCUCCCAAUCUCCAUAGGAGUAAUUGAGCUGAAAGAAUCGAUCUUUGGUUUCGAAGGAGAGAUUCAAGGGAAGUCAAGGAGAGAGCCAACUAAUCCGGGAAUGGCGACGCAGUGGUUCUCGAAUAUGGUGAUGGAUGAGCCGAGCUUCUUCCACCAGUGGCAGUCGGAUGGGCUGCUGGAGCAGUACACGGAGCAGCAGAUCGCCGUGGCGUUCGGGCAGGCCGCCGGCGAGGUGGACCAGCAUCAUACGGCGGCGGCGGCGAUGGUGCAGCAGCAGCAGCAGCAGUACGCGGCGGCGGCGGACAACCGGCCGCGCAAGGCGGCGAAGGUGAACACGAGCUGGGACUCCUGCAUCACGGAGCAGGGCUCGCCCGCCGACUCCUCCUCGCCGACCAUCCUCUCCUUCGGCGGCCACGCCGACGCCGCCGCGGCGGUGUUCGCCAGAGCGCAGGCACAGAGCGGCCCGUACUACGGCGGCGCCUCCGCGGCCGUGAAGCCCAAGCAGGAGGUGGACGCGCCCUUCUCCCAGGCGCGCCCCGUCAAGCGGAGCUUCGACGCCAUGGUCGCCGCCGCCGACGUCGCCAAGGCCCCCGCGGCCUCCUCCCGGCCGGCCUCGCAGAACCAAGAACACAUCCUGGCCGAGCGGAAGCGCCGCGAGAAGCUCAGCCAGCGCUUCAUCGCCCUCUCCAAGAUCGUCCCUGGCCUCAAGAAGAUGGACAAGGCGUCGGUGCUCGGCGACGCGAUCAAGUACGUGAAGCAGCUGCAGGAUCAGGUGAAGGGGCUGGAGGAUGAGGCGCGGCGGCGGCCGGUCGAGGCGGCGGUGCUGGUCAAGAAGUCCCAGCUGUCUGCCGACGACGACGACGGCUCGUCCUGCGACGAGAACUUCGACGGCGGCGAGGCCGGGCUGCCGGAGAUCGAGGCCCGGGUGUCGGACCGCACCGUGCUGGUCAAGAUCCACUGCGAGAACCGCAAGGGCGCUCUCAUCACCGCCCUCUCCGAGGUCGAGAGCAUCGGCCUCACCAUCAUGAACACCAAUGUGCUCCCCUUCACCACCUCCUCCCUCGACAUCACCAUCAUGGCCACCGCUGGCGAGAACUUCUCAUUAUCUGUCAAAGAUAUUGUGAAGAAGCUAAAUCAAGCGUUCAAGUUAUCCCUUUGAAAGACUUGCUCCCGAUCAAGUCUAAUUUAGAACUUUUUUGUUCAACUUUCCUACUACCUUUUUAUCAUUAGCCUUGAGAAAUUGAGGCUGAUGGUUCUAAUUAGGUCCUUAAAUCCCUACUGCUGCUUCUGAAGAGAGUUUGCUUGCAAAUCCACCACAGAGCCCCUCAAGGAUUAGCCAUUAACCACCUAUUUUUGCUCCAAGGGUGCAGAAUUACAGAUUAUCUAAAUAUUUACCUACAACUCUUCUAUUUUCUCUCCUAUCACUUUUUUGCAUGGAUUGAGCUAGUCACUCCAUGUUCCUGGGAGAGGGUAGAAUGUAAAAAGAAGCUGUCUUUUUCUAGGGCUUGUUAUCAAGGGGAGUUUGACUUUUUCAAAAAAAAACUUAUUUUCAUUUCUCCCCUUUUGCAAUGUUGCCCUUUAAUUUCACCCCCGUUUUUCUUUGAGAGGAUUGGGUUUUUUCAAACCCAAAUACCUACCUUUGCCAGCAUCUCAUAUCCUAUCACACUGUUCCCAAACCCAAAAGGCUUCAAUUGUGGAGAAAAUGGUGCCUUCCUUUUUUCAGCUCUGAGGUGGACUUUUGCAAGGCUUGAUUCAUUAGUACUGUAGUAGGGUGUGUAUCUCUGUUCUUUUUUUAGGGUUAUGCAAGCUGGCCCCAGCUUGGUGCACCCUUUGCUUGUAGUCUCCUUUGUGGGUUUUGUUGUAACAGGAUGAAGAUGCAGUUGUUCUCUCUUGUUUACACAAGUAUAAAAAUAAAUAAAUGUGCUUGUUGUUAA
Oryza brachyantha (malo sina) is the source of this 1982-nucleotide messenger RNA. Its product is annotated as transcription factor bHLH18-like. Lineage: Eukaryota; Viridiplantae; Streptophyta; Magnoliopsida; Poales; Poaceae. The record is from RefSeq and is a predicted model, not a curated record. Gene Ontology annotation, molecular function: protein dimerization activity. The transcript is spliced from 5 exons. The coding region runs from base 149 to 1207 and encodes 352 amino acids.